Molecule: messenger RNA, 1101 nt
Organism: Ziziphus jujuba (common jujube)
Lineage: Eukaryota; Viridiplantae; Streptophyta; Magnoliopsida; Rosales; Rhamnaceae
Exons: 1
Coding region: 80-892 (270 amino acids)
Source: RefSeq, a predicted model, not a curated record
AAAAAAAAAAAAAAGAAAAGGUAAAAACUUUAUGGAAAUAUUAAAGCAUCUUCUUCCCCCUUUAUAAGCCACAAGUCUCAUGCACUUUCCUCAAACACACAAACACACUUCGCUCCCUCUCCCCAAACUUUCUCUCAAUCCAAACACACUCAUAACCAAAAAUAUGGUCUCCCUAGAAAGUGUUCAAAGAACAUCUAGAUCCAUUGAACCAAUUACUAGUCCAAGAAUUUCCUUCUCAGCUGAAUUCCUAGAUGAAAAUAACUUCAUCUCUAUUAGUCCAAACUCUCAGCUUGAGCAAGAAAAGGAUCGUGGUGGUGAAAAAGCAGCACGUAAUGCAGAAUUCGAAUUCCUCUCAAACAACAAAGAGAGCAGCCACACCAUGUUGACAGCAGACGAGCUUUUCUUUGAAGGGAAACUCCUUCCAUUUUGGCAAAUGCAGCACGCAGAGAAGCUAAACAAGAUCAGUCUCAGAAUGAAAGAUGAUGAGGAAGAAGAUGUUGAAGAAGAGGUUAAUAAUAACAAAGAAGAGAAUAAUAGGAUGAGUUGGUUUGUUGAUGAUGACCCUUCUCCGAGGCCACCUAAGUGCACUGUUCUAUGGAAAGAGUUACUAAGGUUGAAGAAGCAACGCGCUUCGUCGACUUUAUCACCAUCUUCUUCUUCUUCGUCGUCUUCGUCUUCUUCGAGCUCACUUGCUGAUAUAAAUACAGCAGAUGAAGGAAAACAAAGCAGAGAGAAGCAUAUGAAAAGGAUAAAGAAAGGUUUGGAGAGAACAAGAUCAGCUAGCAUGAGAAUUAGACCAAUGAUUAAUGUUCCAAUUUGCACUACUCAAGUGAAAAGCAGUGCUUUGCCACCUUUGUUUCCUCUAAAGAAAGGAAGAUUAUUAGAAAGGUGAAAAAAGAAAAGAACGAAUUGGUAGAUAAGCUUGAAGCUGGUUGGAUCUGCUGGGGUUUAAUCUGAUAUGUCAAUCUCUUUCCCAUUUCUUCCAUUCCAUUUCCCUUUUUAUUUUUCUUUUAUUAUUAUUAUUUUUUAAUUUAUGUUUCUUGCUUUAGAUUGUUGAUUUUGUGGGUCUGAAGAAUUAUAAUGUAAAUUCUGACUUUUUAA